Molecule: messenger RNA, 3279 nt
Organism: Cyprinodon tularosa
Lineage: Eukaryota; Metazoa; Chordata; Actinopteri; Cyprinodontiformes; Cyprinodontidae
Product: basic proline-rich protein-like
Exons: 3
Coding region: 1-3279 (1092 amino acids)
Source: RefSeq, a predicted model, not a curated record
AUGACGCAAAGCCAACGAGGCGGAGCAAACUGGACCGGAGAGGCAGCGAGGGACGGCCUUUCUUCCUCCAUUGCCUCGCUGAGUGAAACUCCACCGCAACACUUGCGUUUGGGUCAGAGUCCAGCAGGUCCAACGGGGAAACGGUCCCACAUUCAAACGGUUCCACAGGGAAACGGUCCCCCGGGGAAACGGUUCCACGUGGAAACGAUCCCACGGGGAAACGGUCCCACGGGGAAACGGUCCCACAUUCAAACGGUUCCACAGGGAAACGGUUCCACGUGGAAACGGUCCCACGGUGAAACGGUCCCACGGGGAAACGGUUCCACAUGGAAACGGUCCCACAGGGAAACGGUCCCACGGGGAAACGGUCCCACAGUGAAACGGUCCCACGGGGAAACGGUCCCACGGGGAAACGGUCCCACGGGGAAACGGUUCCACGGGGAAACGGUCCCACAGGGAAACGGUCCCACGGGGAAACGGUCCCACGGGGAAACGGUCCCACAUGGGAAACGGUCCCACAGGGAAACGGUCCCACGGGGAAACGGUCCCACAGGGAAACGGUCCCACGGGGAAACGGUCCCACAUUCAAACGGUCCCACAGGGAAACGGUCCCACAUGGAAACGGUCCCACAGGGAAACGGUCCCACGGGGAAACGGUCCCACAGUGAAACGGUUCCACGGGGAAACGGUCCCACGGGGAAACGGUCCCACGGGGAAACGGUCCCACGGGGAAACGGUCCCACAGGGAAACGGUCCCACAGGGAAACGGUCCCACGGGGAAACGGUCCCACAGUGAAACGGUCCCCCGGGGAAACGGUCCCACGGGGAAACGGUCCCACAGGGAAACGGUCCCACAGGGAAACGGUCCCACGGGGAAACGGUCCCACAGUGAAACGGUCCCCCGGGGAAACGGUCCCACGGGGAAACGGUCCCACGGGGAAACGGUUCCACGGGGAAACGGUUCCACGGGGAAACGGUCCCACGGGGAAACGGUCCCACAGGGAAACGGUCCCACAGGGAAACGGUCCCACGGGGAAACGGUCCCACAGUGAAACGGUUCCACGGGGAAACGGUCCCACGGGGAAACGGUCCCACAGGGAAACGGUCCCACAGGGAAACGGUCCCACGGGGAAACGGUCCCACAGUGAAACGGUCCCCCGGGGAAACGGUCCCACGGGGAAACGGUUCCACGGGGAAACGGUCCCACGGGGAAACGGUCCCACAGGGAAACGGUCCCACAGGGAAACUGUCCCACAAGGAAACGGUCCCACAGGGAAACGGUUCCACGGGGAAACGGUUCCACGGGGAAACGGUUCCACAGGGAAACGGUCCCACAGUGAAACGGUCCCCCGGGGAAACGGUUCCACGGGGAAACGGUUCCACGGGGAAACGGUCCCACGGGGAAACGGUCCCACAGGGAAACGGUCCCACAGGGAAACUGUCCCACAAGGAAACGGUCCCACAGGGAAACGGUUCCACGGGGAAACGGUUCCACGGGGAAACGGUUCCACGUGGAAACGGUCCCACGGGGAAACGGUCCCACAGGGAAACGGUCCCACAGGGAAACUGUCCCACAAGGAAACGGUCCCACAGGGAAACGGUUCCACGGGGAAACGGUUCCACGGGGAAACGGUCCCACGGGGAAACGGUCCCACGGGGAAACAGUUCCACGGGGAAACGGUCCCACGGGGAAACGGUCCCACAGGGAAACGGUUCCACGGGGAAACGGUUCCACAGGGAAACGGUCCCACGGGAAACGGUCCCACAGGGAAACGGUUCCACGGGGAAACGGCUCCACGGGGAAACGGUCCCACGGGGAAACGGUCCCACAGGGAAACGGUCCCACAGGGAAACUGUCCCACAAGGAAACGGUCCCACAGGGAAACGGUUCCACGGGGAAACGGUUCCACAGGGAAACGGUCCCACAGGGAAACGGUCCCACAGGGAAACUGUCCCACAAGGAAACGGUCCCACAGGGAAACGGUUCCACGGGGAAACGGUCCCACGGGGAAACGGUCCCACGGGGAAACGGUCCCACAGGGAAACGGUUCCACGUGGAAACGGUCCCACGGGGAAACGGUCCCACAGGGAAACGGUCCCACAGGGAAACUGUCCCACAAGGAAACGGUCCCACAGGGAAACGGUUCCACUGGGAAACGGUCCCACGGGGAAACAGUCCCACGGGGAAACGGUUCCACGGGGAAACGGUUCCACGGGGAAACGGUCCCACGGGGAAACGGUCCCACGGGGAAACAGUCCCACAGGGAAACGGUUCCACGUGGAAACGGUCCCACAGGGAAACAGUCCCACAGGGAAACGGUUCCACGUGGAAACGGUUCCACGUGGAAACGGUCCCACGGGGAAACGGUCCCACGGGGAAACGGUCCCCCGGGGAAACGGUUCCACAGGGAAACGGUCCCACAGGGAAACGGUCCCACAGGGAAACUGUCCCACAAGGAAACAGUCCCACAGGGAAACGGUCCCCCGGGGAAACGGUCCCACAGGGAAACGGUCCCCCGGGGGAACGGUCCCACAGGGAAACGGUCCCCCGGGGAAACGGUCCCACAGGGAAACGGUCCAACAUUCAAACGGUCCCACAGGGAAACGGUCCCACAGGGAAACGGUCCCACAAGGAAACGGUUCCACGGGGAAACGGUCCCACGGGGAAACGGUUCCACUGGGAAACGGUUCCACGGGGAAACGGUCCCACGGGGAAACGGUCCCACGGGGAAACGGUUCCACGGGGAAACGGUCCCACGGGGAAACGGUCCCACGGCGAAACGGUCCCACGGGGAAACGGUCCCACGGCGAAACGGUCCCACAGGGAAACGGUCCCACAAGGAAACGGUUCCACGGGGAAACGGUCCCACAGGGAAACGGUCCCACAGGGAAACGGUCCCACAAGGAAACGGUUCCACGGGGAAACGGUCCCUACGGGGAAACGGUCCCUACGGGGAAACGGUCCCACAGGGAAACGGUCCCACAGGGAUACGGUCCCACAGGGAAACGGUCCCUACGGGGAAACGGUCCCACAGGGAAACGGUCCCACGGGGAAACGGCCCCAUGGGGAAACAAAGUCCAGAAAUGUCCCCUUUCACCAUUUUAAGUGGAAACGUCCGUUUCCCACAGAGCUACACGAUGACUCAGUGCUGCAACAGAGAGCCAGAAGCCUCCAUCAUUCAGGCCGAGCUCGCCCAUAAACCUUCCCUCUACGCGCGCCGUGGCUUCCAACACUCACCAGGAAACCCCAACAAACAGCAGCCAGACCUGUCAGCCUAG